GAUUCACUAUAUUUUAUUUAAUAUAAAUUUUAAGCAUGGAUAGCAUAAUUGGACGCAGCCAGUUCGUCUCAGAAACUGCGAAUCUUUUUACAGAUGAAAAAACGGCAACAGCGCGUGCAAAGGUUGUGGAAUGGUGCAAUGAAUUCGUGACAGCAAAUGCUACGUUGAAAUGUGAGCUGCUGGUUAAAGUGCAGGAAAUAGUGCUUAGUUCGUGUGUAGAGCUGGCAGAGGAAUUCUUGGAGCCGGUGCUCUCACUGGCACACGAUCAAAACCAAGAGGUGCGCAAGCAAGUGGUCUCUUUUAUUGAACAGAUAUGUAAGGUUAAAGUGGAGCUUCUACCCUAUGUGAUUAAUGUGAUAUCUAUGAUGUUGCGAGAUAGUUCAGCUCAAGUCAUUAAACGUGUUAUUCAGGCUUGUGGCAGCAUCUAUAAAAACGGACUGCAAUAUCUAUGCAGCUUAACUGAUCCCAGCGACAGUGCUGAGCAAGCAUGGAAUGUGUUAAGUUUGAUAAAGGCUCAAAUUCUGGACAUGAUUGAUAAUGAAAACGACGGCAUACGCACGAAUGCCAUCAAAUUUCUAGAGGGCGUCAUCAUACUUCAAAGUUAUGCGGACGAGGACAGCAUGAAGCGAGAGGGCGACUUUUCGCUGGCCGAUGUGCCGGAACACUGCAAACUUAUCCGGCGUCAAAAGUUGCAAGACGAAGGCACUAAUAUCUUUGACAUUAUGCUGCAGUUCCAUGGAACUACGCACAUCUCGUCGGUGAAUCUGAUUGCCUGUACGAGCAGUCUAUGCACGGUGGCCAAAAUGCGGCCCAUUUUUAUGGGCUCUGUUGUUGAGGCGUUUCGACAGCUGAACAACAAUUUGCCACCCACAUUGACCGACUCUCAAGUUAGUUCGGUUAGAAAGAGUUUGCGCCUGCAGCUCCAAAUGCUUCUCAAGUUGCGCGGCUCAUUCGAGUUUGCCGGAACAAUACGUAAUAUAUUAAUGGAUUUGGGAGCUAGUGCGAGUGAGAUACAAAAAUUGCUGCCAAAAAUGGAUAAGCAAGAGAUGGCGCGCAGGCAGAAGCGAAUACUAGAAAAUGCGGCGCAGAGUUUGGCUAAAAAAGCGCGUCUGGUCGAGCAGGAGCGACAGCAGCACCAGCCGCAAGAGAUGGAGCUUGAUGAGGAAGAGCUAGAGCGGCAGCGUCAGAAGAGUACGCGUGUCAACGAAAAAUUUCUUGCAGAGCACUUACGUUCCACGGAAACAGUUGUGAAUUUGGUUAUUGAGUUUUUACCCGCUCUGCCGGAUGCGGCAACUCCAAAAUUCUUGGCAGAGUACACGCCUAUCAAGCAGCUGUCAUUGCCGCAACAAGUAAGCAACAUUUCCCAUCUGUUUGGUCAGCAGCUGACGGAGAUGCGCAUGGGACCCGGCUCGGCUGCAUUCAGCAAGGAGCCGCCCAUGAAGCCAAAGACUCAGUCUAGCAUUGCCAUUGCCGAUGCAGAGCCUCUGGCCAUGGAUGUGGACGAUGCACAAGGCAAGCUAAGUGAACAGGAGCUGCAGCGCAAAGAAGAAGCGACGAAGAAACUACGCGAGACCAUGGAACGCUCCAAAGGCGAACAGACGGUCAUUGAGCGAAUGAAAGAGCGCGCCAAGACGCUCAAGUUGCAGGAGAUCACCAAGCCCCUGCCACGCAACACUAAAGAGAAGUUUCUCUUAGAUGCCAUCAUACGAAUCCUCAACUCGGAGCGGCAGUGCAUUAUGGGCGGCGUGGCGGCCAAGCGACGUAAAUUAGUGACAGUUAUUGCGGCCACGUUUCCCGAUAAUGUGCGCUAUAGCAUCAUGGAAUUCAUACUAGCUGAUAUCAAGCAGCGCAUAGAUCUGGCCUUCUCUUGGCUUUUUGAGGAAUACUCUCUGCUGCAAGGCUUUACGCGUCAUACGUAUGUGAAGACAGAGAAUAGUCCAGAUCAUGCCUACAAUGAACUAUUGAAUAAGCUUAUUAGUGGCAUCAAUGAGCGUUGCGAAUAUAAGGACAGAAUCAUUUUGCUACGUCGUCUCUUUCUAGAGGCUCCCAUACUGCCCGAGGAGGCGAUUGUGCAGCUGGUUAACUUAUGCCUGCUUGAAGAGUUCAUGCCGCACGGCUUGGAGAUAGUCAAGGAUCUUGCUGUCUUAAGACCUCCGCGUAAAAAUCGUUUCGUACGCGUACUCCUCAAUUAUGCCGUCCAUGAGCGCGCCGAUCUACGGGAACGUGCUUUGGGCCACUUGAUUACCAUUUAUCAUGUGCACAAGAUUGUUCCAGCGCGCAUUGAUGAGUUCGCUUUGGAGUGGCUAGAAUUUGUGGUUGCAGAAACACCACCAAAUGCCAUAUUUUCAGCAGAUUACGGCAGGCCGACCCCGGAGGUGGCUUGGAAAGAAGAUACUGCCAAGGUGUGCCUGCUCCUGGCCCUCACACUGUUGCCCUACAAUCCGGAAGUUUAUCUGGAAAAGAUUUGUCAAGUGUUUAUGGAGACAUCCGCAGAGCUAAAACGGACCAUACUACGCAGCCUUGAUGCCCCUAUUAAGAAGCUGGGCGUAGAGUCUCCAGCGUUGCUCAAGCUGUUGGAAGACUGUCCGAAGGGUUUAGAAACGCUGGUUAUACGCGUUAUUUACAUCUUGACUGAACGCGUGCCCACGCCACAUCCCGACCUGGUUCAGCGCGUUCGUGAUCUCUACCAAAACAAAGUCAAGGACGUGCGUGUGCUAAUACCCAUUUUGAGUGGUUUAUCGCGCUCUGAGCUGAUCGCUGUGUUGCCCAAGCUAAUAAAGCUCAAUCAGGCUGUUGUCAAAGAGGCUUCCACGACGAAGGAUCUCAUAUCUAGUCACGGCUAUCCGGUAGAGCACCACCACAUUGUCACCGAGGAUGGCUAUGUUUUGGGCGUGUUUCGCAUACCCUAUUCUCACAAACUAAACAACCAGGGAAAGACCCGUCCGAUUGUGAUCAUUGAGCACGGCCUAAUGGGCGGCUCUGAUGUUUGGUUUUUUACUGGCCCAAAUCAUGCUUUGCCUUACCUCUUGGUUGACUCCGGUUUCGACGUGUGGGUCGGCAAUAGUCGAGGGAAUACGUACUCAAGAAGACAUGUUUCAUUGUCCACAGAAAACCCGCACUUCUGGAAAUUUAGUUGGCACGAAAUUGGGUACUAUGACAUUGCGGCCACGAUCGACUACUCCUUAGAGAUCAACGGUCAGGGACACAAGGCCAUCCACUAUGUAGGUCACUCUCAGGGUACAACAGUGUUUUUUGCAUUGAUGUCUAUGCGUCCCGAAUACAAUGCGAAGAUCAAGACAGCGCACUUGAUGGCUCCCGUGGCAUGGAUGUCCAAUAUGGAAUAUAAAUUGGUUCAUAAAUUAUCGCCCUAUUUAAGCGAUCCUCAGCAUGCAUUCACGAGGUUCAUGGAGAACAUGGAGUUUUUACCAUACAACAAAUACGUUUUGAGUAUCUUCGCCAAUCUAUGUGGACGUGACCAAGUUUUUCGGCCAGUCUGUGUGUAUCUCAUUAAAUCGUAUUACAAUAGUACUCGCUGGAAUAAUACUGCCAUGACAGAAGGUAUUGGUCAUCAGCCAGCGGGAUGUUCCAGCAAUCAAAUAAUACAUUAUAUGCAAGAAUAUCGUUCAGGGCGAUUCUGUCAGUACGAUUAUGGUAGCGAAAUGAAUAAAGAAUUGUAUGGAUCAGUGGAGCCACCAGACUACCCAGUCGAGCUAAUUACAUCAAAAGUCCACCUAUGGUAUGCACAGAAUGAUAUAAUGGCUGCUGUGAAGGAUGUUCAUAUUCUGGCUGGACGCCUGCCCAAUAGGGAGCUGCAUCUUGUGGAUGACCCAUUGUGGGAUCACGACGACUUUGCUUUGAACAUGGAUCUUCGGAAAGUUAUUAACGAUCCACUUAUUGAGAUUAUGAAGAAAUUUGAAAGUUCUAAAAAUUAAAUUCUAAUUUUUCUUGUAU
Messenger RNA from Drosophila arizonae, 3951 nucleotides. It is a transcript of the gene Sym, whose product is annotated as symplekin scaffold protein. The record is from RefSeq and is a predicted model, not a curated record. Gene Ontology annotation, cellular component: mRNA cleavage and polyadenylation specificity factor complex. NCBI's taxonomy places the organism in Eukaryota, Metazoa, Arthropoda, Insecta, Diptera, Drosophilidae.